GCCAUGACUUGCCAUCGCCAUAGUCUUCCACCCUGCGCUGUCGUCGAUUGUUUCAACCUCAUUCAACUACCACCACCCCUUCACUGGGGGUGAUUGUAGUCCCAUUCAAUUGCAUCCGUUUAUCACCCCCCCCUUCUAUUGUCGUGCAGUCGUUCAUCUUCCUUUGGCCGUCGAGGACUCUAGUCUGCUUCACUGCUGGCUUGAGGAGACAGUUCAGCAACAGCAGCGAUGUCAUCCAGCGCCACCUCCAUUCCGCCCACAAGCAAACUCCCUCUGUCCUCGAACUCUUCCAGUUUCUCGCUCGCUCCCCCCGAUAAUUCCUUUUCCAAACGCUCUAACAGCUCCGGGAGUUCUGGCGCAGCCGUUGCAACGCGUCAGACUCCGCAGGCGCGUGGGAACCAACCUUUGAAGAAGCAGCACAAGCAACAGAGGAAGCCUCGUCUCGUUGAUGAGGAUGUCCUGCAUGAGACUCAAGCUAUGAGGUCCAUCAACUCGCGCAAGGGUCAAACCUCGAUCACCCACCUUAUGAACUUUUCCCUGCCUCCCCGCCCUCAGCACCAUUAUCAGCAUCACUUCAAUCAUCGACACCAGAGACGCAAUCCUACUUGGGGGCUUGGUUCGGGCUAUCAUGCUAUCGACAAAGCCCGCUAUGUUCACGCCAACUAUCGUUUCGUCGUCCGCCCUGACCGAGAAUACCACGCUCAGACAGUCGACGCAGAUGUCCAUGUCAGUUGGGAUGCCGUCUUGCAAGUGCUGGCUUCCGCCGAGACUCAAGAUGCCAGCUGCCCAAUCUGUCUAUCCACUCCAGUCGCUCCACGCAUGGCUAAGUGCGGUCACAUCUUCUGUCUACCCUGCCUCAUCCGCUAUAUGCAUUCCACGGACGAGUCGAAUCCCGUUCCCGAAAAGCGGCCGAGGUGGAAGAAAUGCCCGAUUUGCGAGGAUAGCAUUUACAUAUCUGAUGCAAGACCCGUCAGGUGGAUCCAGGGCAACGACGUCAGCAUGCUGAGAGAAGGUGGUGACAUCCUGCUCAGGCUGCUGAGGCGUGAGCCCGGUACAACGCUGGCGUUGCCCAGGGAUACUGCUGAGGGCAGCGGCCGGUCUGAGGACAUUCCCUGGUUUCAUGUGGCUGGAAUGAUGGAAUACGCUCGUUUUAUGAAAGGUGGUGAAGAAUAUAUGAAAGCUCAGUAUGACCAGGAGAUUGCGGACCUCGAUACUCAAGAAAAGGAGGACGAAUUGAUGUUCGGUGAUGAUAACACUUGGACCCGGAAAGCCGUCCUGGCCAUCGAAGAUGCCAAACAGAAGCUGUCCGGCUUGGGCAAUCCUCCUGUGGCAGCGCCAAACUCUCCCACAAAGCAACCAGAGAUCCCGGAGUCGUGGGAUUCGCCCGAACAGGAGGUUUCUGACCUGUCUUCAGCUGUCAAGUCAUUGACUCUUGCUCAAAGCGCCUCUACGACGAAGCCUGCUUCAGUUCCCUCGAGACAUGCUCACGGACCUCAUCGACCGCCGUCGCACCCGUUCUAUUUCUACCAUGCAUUACCCAACUUCUUCCUUUCACCACUAGACAUUCGGAUUCUGAAGGCUGCUUUUGGCGACUUUUCCGCAUUUCCUUCAACCAUCCUUCCACGGGUAGAGCACAUAUCUACAGGGCACAUCAUAGACGAUGACCUUCGCAAAAGAGCCAAAUACAUGGCUCAUUUGCCAUAUGGCUGCGAGGUGACAUUCUUGGAAUGUGACUGGACAGAUGUCAUCAGCCCAAUUGUUCUAGAGCAGUUCCAGGAUGACAUCAGCAAGCGACGAAAGAGGAACCUGGAAAAAGAGGCAAGGGAAGAGAGAGAUAGAAUCCGAGCCGAAAAGGAAGAGGACGACAAGAGAUGGGCUGCCGCCCGACGUCCGCGCAGGCCAAGUUCUGUGCCCAAGAGUUUUACUGAAUCUGAUUUCCAACCAUUGGUGGACCGGGCAACUCAUGCGAGCUCAUCGCCAGGCGAGUCUGGUCUAGCUACAACACCGCCUUGGGGUAAUGCCCGGGCUCAAUCUGCGUUUGCGACGUUGGCCACACCAGGCACUAGUCCUGACGCGCCUCGAACCGUCUGGGGUACAACGGCGGUGGCUCCAACCUCCCCGCCAUUGCUCGCGGCCCCUGAACCUCUGAGUGCACAAGCCGACGACGGCUGGCUCCAAGGGUGGGAGCAAGAUUUACUUGACGAGGGCGACGCAGUGGCCAUGGUUGAGGCGUCUUUGAACAAUGGUGGCUCACGCUCUGGUGGUGGAGGCCCUUCCUCGAAAAAAGGAAAGAAGAAGAAAAUCACGCUGAUGUCCACGGGUAAUCGACGUGGCGCUUAGCAAUAGAUUGGAAUCUGAGAUAAACUGUUGAAUUUGUUCAGAAUUGACAUGUGUUAACGAGAUCAAUGAGAUGAAAGAGAAAGGAGUGCCAGGCUGUGUGAUUGUAGAUAGCGGCGACCAACCUUGAGUUCGCCAUGAAGUAUAUUUGGGCGGUUGAGCAGAGAUACCAGGCUCGCUGGAUUUGAGAUGACGAAACAGUAUUCUUCUUCCUUCAUUGAAGUCUGCAGAGACAGGCAAGGCAAUAGUUUGGAUGAGUGGAGUGGUCGAGAAGGAUCCAUGUUGUGUUGGGGUUUCUUUCUCCAGCCCCGUAUUCAAUCUGGGAGGAAAGUCAGGGGUCUGUCGUGCCAUACAGCAAAUCCCAUUGUGUCGAAAAGAUUGAUUUCCCGUCCUAGC
Molecule: messenger RNA, 2733 nt
Organism: Cladophialophora immunda
Lineage: Eukaryota; Fungi; Ascomycota; Eurotiomycetes; Chaetothyriales; Herpotrichiellaceae
Exons: 1
Coding region: 229-2340 (703 amino acids)
Biological process (GO): positive regulation of transcription by RNA polymerase II
Molecular function (GO): metal ion binding; transcription cis-regulatory region binding
Source: RefSeq, a predicted model, not a curated record